Lactuca saligna is the source of this 334-nucleotide messenger RNA. The record is from the annotation of a GenBank genome assembly. Lineage: Eukaryota; Viridiplantae; Streptophyta; Magnoliopsida; Asterales; Asteraceae.
GAGGGUGAAUGUCGGAGGUGGGUCUCGCACAAGAUGUUUCACCGAGGGUCUCAUAGGCAUUUUGUUGGAGAAGGUUGGGAGGGAAAAGCAGCCUGUGAGAAAUAAAAAGAGCGGAGGAGCAAUGGAUUAUACAAGGGAGAAGGCAACACCUAUAGAAGCCGAAGAAGAGAUGCUUGAAGGAUUUAUAAUGAAUCUUCGCCAUGUCAAGGAGCUCAAAAUUGGGGUUUUAUGUUCUAAGGUUUUGUCUCGUUUGGUAGCUAAAGGUUUCAUUUUACCAUCGAAUAUCAAGUUUUCUUAUGCUUUUUGUAACGUGCUGGAGGUUGGUGAUGCUUGA